Messenger RNA from Pseudomyrmex gracilis, 4000 nucleotides. RefSeq lists its product as uncharacterized. NCBI's taxonomy places the organism in Eukaryota, Metazoa, Arthropoda, Insecta, Hymenoptera, Formicidae. The transcript is spliced from 6 exons. The record is from RefSeq and is a predicted model, not a curated record. Bases 298 to 2169 code for a protein of 623 amino acids.
CCCAAGUAGCCGGCGUCUUGUACGAUUCGAAAUACCUGAGAUAUCGAGCUAUAUCCGUCGAUACAUAUCCGUUUCUCUCAGGCGCCGAUCGCGGAAAUAAGAAAAGAAAAAGAACUCUCUUUCUCUGUCGAGCAUUUUUUUGACCGGUGGCCCCCGGAGGUGGGAGAAACGCGCUCUGUAGGACGGAGCGCACCGGACAAGAAAGAAGUCACAAGUGCCAAGUGUGUGUGCCAAUAGGAUUAUAUCCCGACCUAUACUUCCGCUGCGUCACGAGGAGGAAAAGAGAGAGAGAACACGAUGGAGAGGACGAGGCGGAAUAUACGGAAGACGUUUUUGUUAUUGCUACCCUUGCUCUUGGCCGGUGCGCGGAGUGAAGCACCGUUGGUCGACAGCAGCGCACUGCCUCUGGAGCACAGAUCGGUUUACGGGGCCCCGUCUCAAUAUGGUCCGCCGGUCGCGCACGAAGAAAACUGGCCGUUGGCGUCGCCCGACACUCCGCAGAUCAAGCAUCUGCAGGUGCAGUGCGAGAAGACGCAUAUGCGGGUGAACAUCGAGUUUGAUCGGCCGUUCUACGGUAUGAUCUUCAGCAAGGGCUUCUACUCGGAUCAGCACUGCGUGCAUCUGAAGCCGGGAACCGGUCAUCUGAGCGCGACCUUCGAAAUUUACCUCAACUCGUGCGGCAUGAGCUCGUCGGCGAAUCACAACGUGGCGGCAUACGGCGCCCCCACACCGUCCGGCAGCUACGUGGAGAACACGAUAAUCGUGCAAUACGAUCCCUACGUGCAGGAAGUGUGGGAUCAGGCGAGGAAGCUGCGAUGCACCUGGUACGACUAUUACGAGAAAGCGGUCACCUUCAGGCCGUUCCAGGUCGACAUGCUGCACGCCGUUACCGCUAACUUCCUCGGCGACAACCUGCAGUGUUGGAUGCAGAUACAGGUGGGCCGGGGUCCGUGGGCCAGCGAGGUGUCCGGCAUCGUGAAGAUCGGACAGACAAUGACAAUGGUGCUGGCUAUCAAGGACGACGAGAACAAGUUCGACAUGUUGGUGAGGAACUGCGUCGCGCACGACGGCAAGAGAGCGCCGAUUCAGCUGGUCGAUCAGUACGGCUGCGUCGUCAGACCGAAAAUCAUGUCCAGGUUCCAGAAGGUCAAGAACUUCGGCCCGAGCGCGUCCGUCGUCAGCUUCGCCUACUUCCAGGCGUUCAAGUUCCCCGACAGCAUGAACGUUCAUUUCCAGUGCGUGAUUCAAGUCUGCAGGUACAACUGCCCCGAGCCUAAGUGCGGACAUCCCGGUCUCGAGUACGGGGCACCUGUUCCCGGCAUUUCGCACGAAUAUGGCGCGGCGGUCUCGCAGGGUCUCGCUUCGGAGUACGGUGCCCCGCCCGUGCCCGAAUACGGCGUGCCACCGGCUUAUCCCGAUCCGCGACAUCCAAGCGGACCGGCUGGAGCGUACAGCGAACCGAAUCCGGAUGUGGUUCCGGCGCCAUCGGCGCAAACCUCGUCCUCCUCACCGAGCUCGACGCCGGGCGACGCUACGGCGAGCAGCUCACCUCAAAGUCCCCAGGACAAUAUUCACCUUCCUCCUCCUCCUCUGCCCGGCCACCCGACGGCGUACCAGACUGUGAAGCGAAAGGGAACCGCCGGCACGGAGGAACUCGAGGGUAACUUGGCCAGCCUCGGAGGUCGACCGAGGUCAGUCGAAGGUUUCCCGGCCGAACUCAGAGGCGCAAGAAGAAAAAGGGAGUUGGAAGAUGACGAUAACAACAUAUAUCACGCGGUGACUCUGUUCUCCACUCACGUGUACAAGCGCGCCGCGCAGGAAAUGACGGACGUCAACACCUCGCGGGUUAUUCAGGUCGUCGCGCCGGGCGAUGUCAACUUCGCUCUGGGGACGACGAAUUCAAGCAACGACACCACCGUGGUCAUACAGAACAACGCGUACAGCGACACCGAAACGAUCUGCAUGAGUCUGCCGGGUUUCGUGGGCGGUCUUGUGAUGCUGCUGCUGGUCGUCGUGGUGGCGUCCCUCGUCGCGGCCUUUCUCUUCGUUAGGGUGCGCGCCGUAGACCGCAAGAACGCCGCGAUAGGCGGUAACAGUUUCGUGCAUCCGGCGUACGUGACGGACAGCUGCAACGUGCCGAAUCCAGAGUUUGUGAAGGUCGCUAACUGAAGAAGUUGUACACGGUGCGCAAAAUCAAAAGGACUCGUCGUAGGAGAAAGAGAGAAAGAGAGAGAGAGAUAGAGAAAGAGAGAAUGAGAGAGUGAGAAUGUGAGAAGCAGAAGGAAGAGAUCCUUCCUCUUCCGGGAGGGAGAUUACCGACCUCGACGACAGGCAAACGCUUCGGGACCGCACCGCGACACUAUUUCAUUCGAAACUCGAGACACGUCGGAGAUUCUCCUCGUCGAAAGUUGCACAACCGCGUUCUCUCCUCUCUCCUCCUCCGCUAUAUAUGUAGCGCGCGGCCGAUGGUAGCUUCGUGUCUAGUCUAGUUGCGCGUCAAUCGCGACAGUCGAGUCGAGUGAGACAAUUGGCUAGAUCGAUAUCAAUUAAGACAGAAGGCGCGAAUUUAAUUAAAUAGAGAAGAAGGGAGAAAGGGAGGGAGGAAAAAGAGAGAGAGAGAGGGGAAUCUUCGAGUGCGAGCAUGUAAAUAAAAAGGCCUAGGAAGGCUACGAGCUGUUUUGUUGAAACAAAGGAAAAGAAAAACCGGAGGAGGGAGGAGGAUGAAGGAGCCGCUGACGGCGCCGUGUUCCAUUGAUCGGCUCGUGAUCGAUUUAACUUUUUGUUUCGCAAAUCGACGCGAUCGAUGGAAUGCGCGUUGCUCAGCGAAAUGACGAAUAUAUAUAUAUAUAUAUAUCAUAUAUAUAUAUCAGGAAAAUCGAUUUCCGCGAUGCUUCCGUGAUGAUGACUGCGUGGUUAGUAAUCAACGUAAUUUCCAUACCUCGUGCGAUUACUCGGAAUAGUCCGCACUCGGAUAUAUCUCUCGGAAGCGAGGGAUCGAUAUCGCAACCGCCAGGAUAGUCUCUCCAGGAGGGCAUUGUAAAUAAGCCGCGCGGGUAGUCAAACGGCCCUUCAGGACCCGCUUGUCUCGCGUCUCUCCGAAAUCACUUUUGUGUGUGUGUAAUCACGCUAUUAUUUAUAUACACGCAUCUCGUACGCUACAACGAAAAGUAAACGUUUCUUUCUUCGUUCGUACCUCAUCGCGCGCAAUUCGCGGCGCAGUUCUCGCGAAGAAACGCACGCAGAGACGCUCGACGUCAUACGUCGACGUCGUUGCCGGCACUCGAUGGUACACUUCACGUUUAUUUUUUAUUUUUUUUUUUUUUCAACCUCGAGCGGUUCAACGAGGCGGCGCUCGCGUAAACACGUUUGUCCCCCGAAAUUGCGACUCGCAGAGAGUCGUCAGAAAAAAAAAAAUAUAUAUACACAUAUAAAUGGCAAUAAAAAAGUUUGUAAAAAUUCGAAGCGAAACAACCGGACGAUCGUUCACUGAGCCGCUCGAAAGAGAGAGAGAGAGAGAGAGAGAGAGAGAGAUUCAUCAAAAGCGCAUAUUCUAUUUAUUUAGUCUUUUCCUUUCUUCUUCUAACUCGAUAUUCCGAUCGAUCUAACUUAAUUUAUUGAUCAAAAUUGUACCACAUUUACCUUUUUCCUUUACUUUGACUUACUUCGCUUAGUACAUAAGAUAUCCGUCGAGGAAGAUAUUUCCAAGAGAAUUGGGAAUAUGUUUUACGUAUGUGUCUUAAACACACACACACACACACACACAUAAACACACACGUAAACACAUGACAUAGACAUGAUUUCGUACACACAUUGUACACGAGACACGUGUGACACGACACUUGCAGUGCACGUAAAUGUGUCGUGCAUACGUUACUCUAUACCUACCUACCAGUGCGAGAAAUUUGUAUUUACGAAACAUCCGUUUUACGAUAACAAGUGUUUGAGAAUUAUUUUAAUUACAUGAUCCUUUUUAUUUAUAUAAAUUUGUGCGUUCAUCUCA